AUGCCAAAGGGUAUCGAGAAGUUGACAGAACUUCGAGUACUCAAGGGUUUUGUAAUAGGUAGUUCUACCAAGACACCAUGCAAAAUAUCAGACCUUGAAAAUUUGAAAAAACUAGAACAACUUAACAUAUAUAUAGAAAGUGAGGAUGCUUUCCAAUAUGAUGAGUUUGAAAGCUUAAAAGAGUUAUCAGCUCUUAAGCAUCUCAAAAUAUCGUGGGGUGUGUCUACUGCAAACUAUGAUGUUAAGAUAAGUUUGCCUUCAAAUUUGGAAAAGUUGCAUCUUGAACGUUUUCCUAGACAGAACAUUCCAAGAUGGUUGAAGCCUGACAUGCUACCCUUGUCAUUGAAAGAGCUAAAUAUAUCGGGAGGGAAACUAAACAAUAUGGAUCAUGGAGAAAUUUAUUCCAAGCUCCUCUGGUUCAAGAUCUUACGACUCAAGUACCUAAAACAUUUGAAUGUUGACCCAACAAAUUUGCGAAAGUUAUUUCCUUCGUUAUGGUACAUAGAAAUAAAACAUGUUCUAAACUAUCCACACUUUGAAUGGAGAAUUGGUGAAGACUGA
This is a messenger RNA of Sphenostylis stenocarpa, 561 nucleotides long. The record is from the annotation of a GenBank genome assembly. Lineage: Eukaryota; Viridiplantae; Streptophyta; Magnoliopsida; Fabales; Fabaceae.